This is a messenger RNA of Cladophialophora carrionii CBS 160.54, 1005 nucleotides long. RefSeq lists its product as uncharacterized. The coding region runs from base 1 to 1005 and encodes 334 amino acids. NCBI's taxonomy places the organism in Eukaryota, Fungi, Ascomycota, Eurotiomycetes, Chaetothyriales, Herpotrichiellaceae. Gene Ontology annotation, molecular function: NADP binding; 3-hydroxyisobutyrate dehydrogenase activity; NAD binding. The record is from RefSeq and is a predicted model, not a curated record. The transcript has 4 exons. Gene Ontology annotation, cellular component: mitochondrion. Gene Ontology annotation, biological process: L-valine catabolic process.
AUGGGAGACAAAACCGCACCCGCGCCUUACAGGCUGUCAGAAAACCCGACCUACGGAUUCGUGGGGAUCGGCGUCAUGGGAUACGGCAUGGCGAUGAAUCUCCGCGCCAAGAUCCCUCAAACCGCCGGGUUCGUGCUGUGUGAGAUCAACGAGGCGAGAAGGGAGCAGUUCAUCCAGGAGUGCAACCUGCCCGUCGAGGUGGCGCAUUCUCCGAAAGAAGUCGCAGAGAAGGCUGAUAUCAUCAUAACCAUGCUACCGCGCGCACCUCACGUCCACGAAGCCUUCACAAACCCCGAAACAGGCUUCCUCUCCGGUGUCUCUCCCGCCGCCGACACGGCCCCGAAACUGUUUCUUGAAUGCUCGUCGAUUGAAGUAUCCACGUCAACCACUCUCGCGCGUCAAAUCCACUCUCAGAAUCUGGGUGUAUUCGUCGACGCCCCCGUCUCCGGUGGUCCUCAGGGUUCAAACGCCGGUACAUUGACCUUUAUGGUCGGAACCCCCAGCGAGGAGAUGUUCAAUGUGGUGAAGCCGAUCCUGGCCAUGAUGGGUAAGGAGGACAACAUCUACCAGUGUGGAGGACUGGGCGCAGGGUUGGCGACGAAGCAGUUGAACAACUAUCUAGGUUAUGUUGGUUACUUGGGCUUAUGCGAGGUCAUGAACGCCGGCUUGUUGUACGGUCUAGACCCGAAGGUCCUGUCGAACGUGAUCAAUGCUUCCUCCGGCAUGAAUUGGAACAGUCUCCACCACAACCCGGUGAAAGGCGUCAACCCAUCCGCCUCCUCCGCCCGGGAUUUCAAAGGCGGCUUCACGACAGAGUUGGCCGGCGGUGUCAUCGACGACGCUGUGUCUUUGAUGGAUUCCGUGGGCGCCGAAACCGUCUUGGCGGAACGCGUGAAGAAAGUGUUUGACGAGGCACGGAAGAAUGAAAAGUGUAAAGGUAUGGAAGCACGGAGUGUGUGGAGGUUGUUUGCCGAGGAUGCGGGACGAGAUGUGAGGGAUCUGUAG